Messenger RNA from Toxotes jaculatrix (banded archerfish), 2016 nucleotides. RefSeq names its product leucine-rich repeat neuronal protein 4. The transcript has 2 exons. NCBI's taxonomy places the organism in Eukaryota, Metazoa, Chordata, Actinopteri, Toxotidae. The coding region runs from base 133 to 867 and encodes 244 amino acids. The record is from RefSeq and is a predicted model, not a curated record.
UGUUGGGGAGAAGGAAAACAUAUAAAAGGGGAGAGAGCAAGAGAGGGAGCAAGUGGAAGAAACACAAGGAGAAAGGAGCUCCCUCGCUUUUUGGUAGAGAGCACACGUUUUCAGCGAGCAACAGAGGGCACAAUGGCUGCCAGCAGAGACUAUCCUUUUCCCCUGCUGAUCGUCUGCCUGCUUUUCGUCAGAGGUUACUCUCCCCUGCCUACGACAUCACUAGAGACAGGGACGAAUCCCAUGAGACCCAUGGGCCCAAGUGGGUUUUUGACCGAGGCCCUGGUGCUUUCCACAGAAGAUUACGAUCAGCUUGAGGACCCAGUCACCCCUAUUGUCCCCAAGGUAGUGUCUCCACAUGGAGGGAUUCCUCAACGAUGCAACUACAAUCCCUGCCUGGAGAAUCAGGUUUCCUGUACCCUGAUGGCAGCCUCCACUGGCUGCCUGUGUCCAGGGUCCACGUUACACAAUAGGGUCCCAGAUGCUCCCGACUUGAAAUCAGUGUCCUGGAACGGGUCUGAGGUUGUAAUUCAGUGGUGUGCACCUUACUCAUAUGUCACAGCUUAUGUUGUUAAAGUAGGGGGGCAAGAGAGGCAGCAGUUUGGAAAUCACCAAAGGAGCGGCGCUGUGGGUGACAUAGACCACAUUACAGAGGUUUGUGUGUUUGCGGAGAAUGACAGCGGAACCAGCGAUGGGUCAUGUAUGAUGUACAGUCCCAGAGACAACAGCCUGCCCCUGAAAGCAGGGCUCAUCGGGGGGGCUCUGGGCUUCCUGCUGCUCCUCUUGUUGGCCGUCUUGCUCUGGAGGCACCGGAGGCAAAGGAAACAGGAGGCCAGCAUCUCUAUGCAUGACACAGCUGAGACACAGUGAACAAAAAAUAGAGCAAGACUGGACACUCAGUGAGAUAAGACUUGGUCCCAUGAGACGUCUCAGCGUCACUGCAAUUAAUUAACUUUAAUUUCAUUAUAACGUCUGUGGUUUUCUGCACAAAAAGGCUUUCUGAAAGCGAAGGAGGAAACAGGUUUCAUCAUCUCACAUAAAUAGUCUGUAUCUGACUGGUCAUGUUCAGUGCUACAAAUAGAGUCUAUUUUGCAAAUCCCGUGGUAGUGCUUUGAAAACCAGCUGCAGAAAAAAUAUAUUGCAUUCAGCCGCUAUGUCUUUUGAAAAAUAUACCCAGGAGACAAACAAUAAGAAUGCCGCAAAACAGAGAAUGGUGAAUAAUGUGGUCAUAUUUUUCCAUUUCAAAAAUUAGCUGCUUGGUGGACAACUCUGAAAAGAUCAGGAGUCAGGAUUUUAAGGACCAUCCCAGCAUGUAGUCUCUGCCCAGAACUGCUUUUACUGCGGCUCUCCCAGACAUCGGUUAUCCAUGAGCUGAGAAAGCCGUCUUGUUUUCAGUUUCGUCAGUGCAUUCUUCCUGUAAUCCAGACAGUUUUUAGCUUGGGAAUUAGUAGAAUUUUCUCACUCAUGAUCCUUAGGGUUGUUUUUUUUUUCCUCCUGGUUUUCUUUGAACAUCUGACUAAAAAUGAAUUGAUCAAAAUCAGACACAGCCACUGAUACUAAUCAGAAAUGUAUGAAACAGUGAGACUUUUAAAUAUUUUAACAGUUGAAGCACAAUGACAGUAACAAGAGAUUUAUGCCAGAGACGACAGCUGGGUACAAAAAUGAUGGGGUAUUGUCUGUGGUCAAGUUGGAAUUAUUUAUUUAUGGCUAUGUAGCAGUUAUUGACACAUUAAAACAUACUGUAUAUAUGAAUCUACAGUUAAAAAAUACACACACACACACAUAUAUAUAUAUAUAUGUAUGUUAUGUUGGUAUGACGUUCCUCAGGUUAUGUAUUUAAUUAAAGAGUGAGAGGAUUGAUUGUGGUUUGACGGACUAAAAGUGAAUGACGAGCUGUGUUAUGUACUGUAUUUAUGAUCAUAUUUUGGUUCAUUGCUAUUUCUGGAUCUACUGUACAUGUUUUUGUUUAAAGGUUUGACUGUUUAAAUCCAGUAAAACAUUGCCUCAAUGGCCACUGGA